AUACAAUUAUAUCAUAUUAUAUCAUAUCAUAUCAAACAACAUCAAUAUAAUUUACAAUGUAUACUCUUAGCUAUGCAUCAAUUAUUUGUGCACUCUUAACCUUCCUAUGCAUCUUGAAUCAAAUUCAUCGUCAAAGAAGUUGUAGAUACCCUGUCUUUAUAGAUUAUCCUUUUAUUGGCAUGUUGUUACCUCUCAUUCAAAACAUGUGGCGAAUUCAUGAUUUCAUAACUGAGAGACUCAUACAACUCCAUAAAACUGCUGAAUUCAAGGGACCUUGGUUUACCAACAUGAAUUUUUUGAUGACUAGUGACCCUAUCAAUGUUCAUCACAUAAUGAGCAAGUCUUUUGACAACUAUGUCAAAGGUCCUGAAUUUUGUGAAAUUUUUGAACCAUUUGGUGAUGGAAUAUUUACUAGUGAUUCGGAUAAAUGGAAAUACCAUAGGUCUUUGUUGCACUCUGUUUUCAAACAGAGAGAGUUUGAAAUUUUGCAAGAGAAAAUCUUACACACAAAAUUGGAGACAAGCUUGCUUCCUAUGUUGGAUCAUGUGGAAAAACAAGGGUCAGUUUUGGAUCUACAAGAUGUCUUUAGUCGAUUAACAUUCGACAACAUUUGUUCCAUAACUAUUGGAUGUGAUCCUAAGUGUCUUUCAAUUGACUUCCCCUAUGUUGUUUGUGAAAAGGCUUUUGACCAAAUUGAAGAAGGUAUAUUCUAUAGACAUGUUACUCCAAAAUUUAUUUGGAAGUUGCAAAAAUUCCUUGGAAUUAGUCAUGAGAAAAAAAUGACCAAAGCAUGCAAAGAAUUUGAUCAAUUUAUAUAUGCAAGUAUAGAGUCCAAAAAAGAGGAGCUAAGAAAAGGUAGCAAAAAUAUUGAAUUGGUUGAUUUGUUAACACAUUUUAUGAGAAAAGAUAACGGAUCACAACAUAUAAUACAUGAUGACAAGUUUCUCAGAGAUAGUGCAUUCAAUCUAAUUGCGGCAGGAAGAGAUACUAUAACUUCGGGGCUUACAUGGUUUUUUUAUCUUGUUUCUACACACCCUUUAGUCGAAACUAAAAUACUUGAAGAGAUUAAAGAAAAUUUUAAGACUAUUAAUAUUGAAAAAAAGUUAAGUGGGAAUGAUUUGAAAAAAUUAGUUUAUCUUCAUGGUGCUAUAUGUGAGACUCUAAGGCUUUUUCCUCCUGUACCCUUUGAGAGAAAACAAGUAGUGAAAGGUGAUAUACUUCCAAGUGGACACAUUAUUGAUCCUAAUACAAUGGUACUAUUUUCUUUGUAUUUAAUGGGGAGAUUUGAAGAUAUAUGGGGAAAAGAUUGCUUGGAGUUCAAGCCAGAGAGAUGGAUAUCUGAAAGAGGAAAAAUUGUUCAUCAACCAUCUUACAAAUUCUCUAUUUUUAAUGCUGGACCUAGGACUUGUUUGGGUAAAGACUUUUCCUUCAUUCAACUUAAGAUGAUAGCAACUUCUAUUUUGUGCAACUAUCGUGUCCAUGUUGUUCAAGGUCAUAUUCCUACUCCAAGCCAUUCAAUUAUCCUUCAUAGCAAGAAUGGCUUGAAAGUUAGGAUUACAAAAAGACAAAAUUGAUGCAUGGAAGAUAUUAAUUUUACACCUAGAAACCAUUAAUAAUUGUCUUUGCUUGUUUGUGGGUAUUUUUAAUUUAUUAUUUAUAUAAUGUUAUUUAUUGUA
Messenger RNA from Cicer arietinum (chickpea), 1676 nucleotides. RefSeq names its product alkane hydroxylase MAH1-like. Gene Ontology annotation, molecular function: oxidoreductase activity, acting on paired donors, with incorporation or reduction of molecular oxygen; iron ion binding; heme binding. Lineage: Eukaryota; Viridiplantae; Streptophyta; Magnoliopsida; Fabales; Fabaceae. The record is from RefSeq and is a predicted model, not a curated record.